This is a messenger RNA of Pecten maximus, 705 nucleotides long. Its product is annotated as KH domain-containing protein 3-like. The transcript has a single exon. The record is from RefSeq and is a predicted model, not a curated record. Bases 1 to 705 code for a protein of 234 amino acids. NCBI's taxonomy places the organism in Eukaryota, Metazoa, Mollusca, Bivalvia, Pectinida, Pectinidae.
AUGGCGGGGCAUUCUUUACCCACCUCUAUAGAGGACCAUAACCCCGGCCCUAUAGCGGUGCACCCUUUACCCACCUCUAUAGAGGACCAUAACCUCGGUCCUAUGGCGGGGCACCCUUUACCCACCUCUAUAGAGGACCAUAAGCCCGGUCCUAUAGCGGUGCACCCUUUACCCACCUCUAUAGAGGACCAUAACCUCGGUCCUAUGGCGGUGCACCCUUCACCCACCUCUAUAGAGGACCAUAAGCCCGGUCCUAUGGCGGGGCACCCUUUACCCACCUCUAUAGAUGACCAUAAGCCCGGUCCUAUGGCGGGGAACCCUUUACCCACCUCUAUAGAGGACCAUAACCCCGGUCCUAUGGCGGUGCACCCUUUACCCACCUCUAUAGAGGACCAUAAGCCCGGUCCUAUGGCGGGGCACCCUUUACCCACCUCUAUAGAUGACCAUAAGCCCGGUCCUAUGGCGGGGAACCCUUUACCCACCUCUAUAGAGGACCAUAACCCCGGUCCUAUGGCGGGGCACCCUUUACCCACCUCUAUAGAGGACCAUAAGCCCGGUCCUAUGGCGGGGCACCCUUUACCCACCUCUAUAGAGGACCAUAAGCCAGGUCCUAUGGCGGUGCACCCUUUACCCACCUCUAUAGAGGACCAUAAGCCCGGUCCUAUAGCUGUGCACCCUUUACCCACUCCUACAGAAGACCUCUAG